Molecule: messenger RNA, 2979 nt
Organism: Bactrocera dorsalis (oriental fruit fly)
Lineage: Eukaryota; Metazoa; Arthropoda; Insecta; Diptera; Tephritidae
Exons: 3
Coding region: 1612-2571 (319 amino acids)
Source: RefSeq, a predicted model, not a curated record
ACUUAUCAGCAAUUCGCUAUAAGGAGAGUGUGUGACGGCAUUUUAAGCUCCUUACGUAUAGCUGCAAAUGAAACCAUUGGUUUUGGAAAAGGCAAAAGAACACCUGGUACGAUAAGAAGUGCCAUGUCGCAGCGGAGAGAUGGGAUAGCUACUGAGAGUUGAAGAGGGAAGGGAGACGCAUUUGCAGACAAAAAAGAAAGAGACCGAAAUACGAGAGUACGAAGAGCUUGACAAGCUGGCGGACAGGGGUAAUGAUCGAAAACUCUACCACAAGAUGCGGCGACUAACAGCAGAUCAACUAUCGUGAGAUAAGCCUUCUCAACAUCGCAUGUAAGGAUUGGACCUUAUCAGUUAUUCACCUUGCGCCAAACCUUGGAAAAUAUCUGUGAAAAAAGAUCGACACACACGACGUCUUCGUCGCUUUCAAAACUGCUUUUGACAGCACGAAAAGGAGCUGCUUUAGCCGUGAUGUCUGAAUUUGGUAUCCUCGCAAAACUAAAACUGAUGUUGAGCAAUACCAAAACCUCCAUCAUGAUUGGGAAGAAUCUCUCCGAGCCGUUCGAUAAUAAGCGUGGUUUCAAACAAAGAGACUUCCUAUAGUGUGACUUGAAAGUCGUUGAUAUCUUCGUCUAUCUUUGAACCAGUAUUAACACCCAGAACAAUGUCAGCCUCGAAAUCCAACGCAGAAUAACUAUUGCCAACAGGUGCUACUCUCACUCAUUAUUCCCGUCCUGCUAUAUCGUGCAGAGGCUUGGACGAUGACAAUAUUUGAUGAGUCAGCGUUACGAGGUUUCGAGAGAAAGGUUCUGAGGAAGAUUUAUGGUCUUUUGCGCUUUAACAACUGCGAAUAUCGCAUUCGAUGGAUCGAUGAGCUGUACGAGAUAUACGACGACAUUGGCAUAGUUCAGCGAAUUAAAAUACUAAAAGAAUUCGACACAUUACCCGUCGGGGAAAGCAGAGGGAGAGGAAGACAACUACUCUAUUUCCAGGCAUAUCGAGGGGUCAAUACACUAAAUUGGUAUAUUGUUUUCAUAUGUCAUUAUAUAAUAUUACCCAAUUCGUAUAAAUAAUUACAGCAUUGCGUUAAUCUACACAUAUAUAAAAAUACUUAUACGUAACUUAACUGAUUUCUGCCGAAUUAAAAGUAGUGAGUCUCUACAUUUAACACCUUAGUGCCAACAAAGACAAAACAAAAAACGAAAUAAUUAUUAUGAAAAUAAAAACUGGAGUACGUAUAAAUGAACUUGGCAACACUGCCUUAACAGAUGAUCGCAUGACCAAAACACAGACUGUCUGCCGGAUUUUCUCUAGCAAUUAGCGCCUUCUGAGAGCAUGUUAAUUCCUAGCCGGAUUUUUAGACUUUAUCCAUGGCGAUUCAUUGCACCUCGUUCACAAUUUCGAAACUACACUUUAAUUGAGUUUAAUUAAAGCGCGAAAAUUUGUCAACUGAGAAUUCCUGAUGCAUACAAUUCAUAUGAUUUCUUAAAUUAAUAACUUUUUGAUAUAAAAUUGUUGAACGAUUGUGAAGAGGACAUCAGUCUCAGUUCGCAUUUGUUCCAGUUCGGUGAAUAGACUAUUUUGUGUGAUCAAUUAAAAAAUAUUUUAAGAAAAAUGAAUACAAUUUUGCUACUCGUCUGCAUUGCUACCUGCACUCAUCUAACACUUGCACGUCCCGAUGUCAGUCUCGGUUAUCAGUAUCAACCCGGUUACAGCAGCUCCGGUGGUGGUUUGUUGCAGACACCACACGCCCCUAGCAGCAAUUAUUUCAGCCCAGUACCGACCUUCUCUCAAAAUGUGGGGAUAGGAGGAUCUGGCGGUGCCGGUUCAGGUUCUGGCAGCUUUGGUUUCAGUGGAAAUAGCGGCGGUUCUUCUUACUCCUCUGGCGGCUAUGGCGCCUUGUCGGGCAGUUUUGGUGGAGCAGGCGAUUUUGGCGGCUCAACGGGCGUUAAUGACUAUCAAGGGGGCUAUAACUCUGGCAAUAUACAUUAUUCUCACCAAUCGCCGAACUUCGUUGGCCGUGCGCCGAUUGUAACCAAACACUUCUGGCUACACUCCGCACCGGAGGAUCAUGAUGAGCAACAAAUUGUGCGUUAUAUAAAUAUUGGACAGCCACGCAAAAACUAUAACGUCGUGUUCAUUAACACGCCCUCAUCCAGUGUGAAUAAGGCUAAAAUCAUCGCCAAUGUUGCGCCAGUUGAGGAUAAGACGGCCAUUUAUGUUUUGGCUAAGAAGGCGAACGCUUUGGAUGUGAGUGCUGAGGUCGCUACACCAGCGCCAGUCGUCAACAAGCCAGAAGUGUUCUUUAUUAAGUACAAAACACCGGAAGAGGCGGUGCAUGCGCAACACACCAUUCAAGCUCAAUAUGAUGCGUUGGGAGGUUCCAGCAACCUCUCCAAUGAAGGCUCAAUUCCAGUAUCUUCCGCCAUUGGCAGUUUGGGUGGCUCAAUUGGCAGUGGGGAUGAUCAUGUUGAGGACUCGCAUAUAGUGCAUGGUGGACCAUCCAUUGCCGUGAGUUCCAGUGACUCAAGCAACGGUGCGAUUCAGAAUUAUUUGCCACCAAAUCAUAAGUAAAACGUGGAUUCGUAUUGUGAAAGCUCCGCAGAUAUAAAAGAAAGUUUAAGUUUGCUUGAAGCUCAACGAGGAUUUGUUGCGGUUAACUGAAGCGCUAUUUUAAUUUACAUUUUGAACCUUAGACAAAAUUAGUCUCAUAUAUUUAAUAAGAGUAUUACCAUUUUUAUAUUUUUUAAUAUUUUAGUUAGAACGUUGGACAAUAAAAAAGUUAUUAAAAAAAAAAACACUUUAUAAUUAAUUGCGAAUAGAAAGUAUUAGUACUUCUCCUUCCAUUUCUACUAUAAGCGUUACAUAAAAUGAAUUAUAAAAAAAAAAGAUAUAAUAAACCAUAAUUAGUAUUGAAAAACUGUGGGGCUUACAAAAUUGUGUUGAAACUGUAAACAUAAAACCCUGCUUUCCCAUAGAAAU